This is a messenger RNA of Amphimedon queenslandica, 673 nucleotides long. RefSeq lists its product as uncharacterized. The transcript is spliced from 3 exons. Lineage: Eukaryota; Metazoa; Porifera; Demospongiae; Haplosclerida; Niphatidae. The record is from RefSeq and is a predicted model, not a curated record. The annotation marks the transcript as partial.
AAGGGCCAAGAAGAUGAAGGUGAUGUUACUGUUGUCCCUGUUUCUUUAUGCUAGUAGUACAACCAGUGGAUCUUACUGUAUGUCUACUGACUGUACUAAUCAAGGUACUUCUGGGUCCUUCUCAUUAUAUCUAAGAGUCUGUUGUGUUAUGGAUAACUUGGGAAGGAGUUUUACUAUCAAAGGGAAUGGCAUCAGUAGAUACAUUCUCUGUCCAAGUGUACUACCAAAGCCUUGUCAAUCAGUAAGAAGUUGCAAGGACUUAAAUAGCACUAUCAAUGGUGACUACACUAUAUAUCCUGAUGGAGUGACCCCAGUAGAGGUAUACUGUGAUAUGAAUGGUAUCAAUUGUGAUGGAGAAGAUGGUUGGACUAGAGUAGGAUAUUUUAACAUGACUGAGUCUGAUGCUACCUGUCCUGCUGGACUAAUACAAAAGAACUUCACUAACAUUGAUCACCCACUGUGUGGUAGACUAGCUAACAGUUCUACCUGUAUUUCAACUACUUUCUCAUCUAACGGACUAACAUACAAUAAAGUCUGUGGGCAAGUUAGAGGAUAUCAAUCUUUUAGAGCCCGGGCUUUUCUUAAUUUUCAAAAUGAUAUUGAAAAUUUUACUGUUGAUGGUGUAUCCAUUACUCAUGGAAGCAAUCCUCGUAAACAUAUCUGGACAUAUGCA